AAGAGAAACUGGUGGCGGCAAAGGCGGCGUACGAGCUGCUUGCGAAGUUCUUGGCAGCGAUUCGGCGCAACCAAGGCGAGAAGGUGUACGACAACCACAAGAUCGAAACCAAGGGUCAGGUUGCCAUCGUCAUGGGGAACUACCACCUCACCUGCGCAACUUACCGAACGAAGUCCAAAGCCGAGUGUCACUUCCAGUGCCGCCGUUGCGACGAUGGCAACUCUAACAUCUUGUACGUCGUUGAGUACCACGGCUGCGACGACGGCAACGUGCGCAUCUUCUUGUACUUUCGUUCCGCGCAGUUCGUGCUCACGCGGAAGGAGUCCGAGAAUUCACAGCAGGAGAACCUGAAGGCGGAGCACGAGCUGCGCGCGAAGCUCAUGGACGAGGUGCUGGGGGACGCACUCAAGGAUGACGUUGCCAACGUCGCUGGAGCGGAGCAGUACCGUGAGAGGAGGCACUGUGACGAGCCCUUCGCCGAGACUAUGCGCUGCAGAGUGGAACAGUACCAUGGGAGCCACUACGACGAGCCCUACGUCGACAUCGUGCGCUACGGAGUGGAGUUGUCCCGCAGGAGGCACUACGACGAGCCCUUCGCCGACGUCGUGCGCCGCGGAGCGGGGCAGUACCACGUGAGGCACUACGACGAGACCUUCGCCGACAUCAUGCGCUACGGGGCGGGGCCAA
Molecule: messenger RNA, 687 nt
Organism: Prorocentrum cordatum
Lineage: Eukaryota; Dinophyceae; Prorocentrales; Prorocentraceae
Source: the annotation of a GenBank genome assembly